UGAUUAAUUUGCUCCAUUGGAAACGACAGGCUCUGGUCUAUCUUGGGUUAGUUAUAAAAAUCUUUCGUCCUACCUUCAGUUAUCACGGAAAAUCGUAUGAAUGCAAACAACAGUUCUACGGAUUAUUCUCGUUUUUACAUCACAAGCAAUUCAUAUGCAUCUUCUUUUCAAAUCUCGGGGAUAUCUUAUUCAUGACGUUUGCGCUUUGUAGUUUGUAGACUGUCCGCAAAUUUGUACAUUCCGAGGAGGCUCUUCUUGACACUUCAUAUAGAGCUUGACAUAAUCAAAAUAGAACGUUUCACUUGGAAGAGGUUGAGUUGCAUCAGUGGCAUCAGUGUUAGUGUAGAAAAUGUCUGACUCUAUUAUUUUAGCACUGAUAGUGUUUCUCAUCUUGUGUUUGAUUGUAACGGUGGUUGCAGCUGUUGUGUACUCUGGGCUGUUCACUGAGGUCAAUAUCAAGACAGGGUCGCCUUAUAUCAAAAACGUUACUAUUGCCUACAAAUUCCAUAAAGGACCGCAUAAAGACUGUGGUGCAGCCUUCACAGAGACUGUCAGUAUUGGGCCAAAGCUCAAUACCAUCCGUGUGUCCUACGAUGACUCCACAGAGGUGCCCGAUGACCAGUGUCGCUACAUCAUUGGCAGUAUCCUGAGCGAGGGAGAUGAAAAGCCUGACGAAGAGCUCCAGAAGCUGUAUGAGAAGUUUGGCUUCAAUGUGCUGUCCUUCCCUGAGGUGUCCCUGGCUGUGACCACCACCUUCCCCUCCACCACCCCCCUGUCCCACUGGCUGGCACCCUACAGAGUCUACCCCGAACUCCGCAACUACAUCAUGGAGAGGCAACUCCAUGCCUGGCCAUUCAUUGAGAUCAAUACAGGGGACCUAACGCACUACAUUGCUCCGCUGUCCUCCCAGAGCGGCUUCCACCACACUGGCUUCGUUGUGCCCGAGCUCGUCACACAGACAGCGGCCAAGACACCGGUGACAGAGGAGUCCUUGGACCAGGACAGAGGGACGGAUAUUUCAGGUGCAGAGUCCCACAGUGAUGUCAGCAGCAAGCUGAGCGGCCAGGCGCAGUCAAAGAGCACAGAGACGUCUCUGGCCCCGUCCUCCGCCUCCUCUCUGCCCCACAGGGACCAGGGGGACGGGGUGGAACAGGGGCAGGGUGGAGAGCACAGGGAGCCAAGUGAAAAGGGGCAUGGGGACAGGGGCUCCAGCGAGUCAGUAGGCAGCGGCUCUUCCUUUGAGGAACUGGACUUGGUGGAAGAGAUGGUGGAGGAGCUGGAGAAAGAGUUGGGGAGGGAGGAGGAAGGCCCCACAGUGAAGGAAGAUGCCAGGGAAGCCCCAGUAGAGGCUGUAGCUGAGGAGAGGGAGCCUUUAGGGGAUGGAGAGGAGUAGAAGAGGAUGGAUGGAGCAAACUCCUCGGGUUUGAUCCUUUUAAGGUGGGAGUGAGAUUUCUUCAGCUAAUCUAGUCUUUUAUGUCCACUUGUUGGUGGAUCUGUAGCCAUACUAUUUAUCAUGACAGACAUGGCAUCUAUUUCUGGACCUUUUGAACUUUCCUGUAUGUUAAACUGUAAUGUCUGUGAGUGAUAAUGACAAAACAAAGAUGGGUUGAUCAACAUUAAGCAGAACUGUUGUAGGAGAUGAUACAUUCACCAGUAGAAAGUGAUACACUCUUUGAGGGGACAAAAAUAUUGUUGAAAUAUACUUGUGGGACUGAUGAAAAUCAAUAUUUCUUUUGAUUGAAGUAUUUAAAUGUUAGUAACAUUGUGUCCAAUAUGUUUAAUCAUCUCCCAUCAUAGUAGGCACACAUUUUAUGUAAGAUAAUUUGUUUAUAUAUAAAUAUAAAUAAUUGAAUAUACUGUAUUUAAUCAAAUACAGUAUAGUUUUAGACAGUGGUCACCAAUCGGUCGAUCGACACAUUCCUCGUGGAUCACCUAACUGAAAAGCCAACGAUAAAGGCUGCCACUCCUUUGUGUGUGUUGUGCUGUUCGUGGUACAGUAGGUACACUUGAUUCAGAAGCCUUGUGCGCCGGGGAGGAGAAGUGUUCCCAUUUUUAACCAUUUAAUUUGUCUGAAAAGACUAACUCCGCCUACCCUGUGGAUCGUGAGAUCUGUGGCUAAAUCAAGUGUGCCUACUGACUGACCAAUCGGAUAGCUCAAAUCAUGUACCUACAGCUUACAGGACCCCGGCCCAUAGGUGUUUUAUACUAGCCUACAUGAGAUUUCAUAUAAUUUAAAACAAUGACCGUAGAGAGACUGUCAAAUAAUACAGCAAAUAGCUGAUGUUUUUAUGUGUGAGGUCAUGUCCAAGUUUGUAUUCCGCACUGUCAACACUGUUUUUAUUCAACGCUAUUACAAAACAUAAAACACGCUUCUCCCUGCUUCCAUUCUCAAUGCAGCUGCAAUGAAUGAGUAGUCAAGUGUAUCGACA
Molecule: messenger RNA, 2429 nt
Organism: Oncorhynchus masou masou (cherry salmon)
Lineage: Eukaryota; Metazoa; Chordata; Actinopteri; Salmoniformes; Salmonidae
Product: testis-expressed protein 264 homolog
Exons: 4
Coding region: 350-1393 (347 amino acids)
Biological process (GO): reticulophagy; protein-DNA covalent cross-linking repair
Cellular component (GO): autophagosome membrane; nucleus; replication fork
Source: RefSeq, a predicted model, not a curated record